Molecule: messenger RNA, 1557 nt
Organism: Fusarium graminearum PH-1
Lineage: Eukaryota; Fungi; Ascomycota; Sordariomycetes; Hypocreales; Nectriaceae
Exons: 8
Coding region: 1-1557 (518 amino acids)
Biological process (GO): zinc ion transmembrane transport
Cellular component (GO): plasma membrane
Molecular function (GO): zinc ion transmembrane transporter activity
Source: RefSeq, a predicted model, not a curated record
AUGGCUCGCCUCAAAACCUUCUUCGAGGGCCGCAAGGCCACUGCCCUCGUCGGUGCUCUUUUUUUCGUUGUAGCUGUCUCGGCCGCUGCCCCUGGCGCUGCUGUCAAAAGACAAGCGACAAAGACAGACAUGGACUUCAAGUCUUUGACGGGUUGUCAUAUGCAUGGACCUACCCAGUUCUGCAUGGCCGGAUCUGACGAGUAUCAGAUUGUCGCAGACUCGGGGGCAACAACUACUCAAGAUCCUCCAUCUUCGUAUACAGACUGUCACAACCACGGUUCAGACACAUACUGCAUGAACCCCAGCGGUGGAGAAGUUCAAGUCCUGGGCGAAAACGCUAGCCCAGCCCAGACAACUGCCAAAGAAACUGCCUCCGCAAAGGCCGAAAAGAUCACUGCCGUGUCCGAUUGCCACAUGCACGAGACAUCUCUGUAUUGCAUGGGUCCUAGCUCUUCAGAAUACUAUGUCCAGACCACCAUCACCAACACAGAGGAGUAUCCAGCUCAACUCACGAGCUGCCACAGUCAUGGCGAAGAGACAUACUGCAUGUCUGACGAUGGCGAAGCGCCCAUCCUCGCCGCUGAGGACGUCGAAUCUGGCCAAGCAGACCCCGACGAGGAACACUGCCAUUUCCACGCUGGUGUAGAACACUGUGUCGGCGGUAGCAACGGUUCAGAAGGUGGUUCACGAUCAUGCACCCGUACCGACAGAGACUACAACAUCGGCAUCCGAAUCGGCAUGCUCUUUGCCGUCCUCGUCGCAUCGUCCCUGGGUGUAUACGGGCCCAUCCUGCUGUCGCGCUUCACAUCUGUACAGUCCAACAUCGUCCUUACCAUCCUCAAGCAGUUCGGUACUGGAGUCAUCAUCUCUACUGCCUUUUUGUUCACCCAUGCACAAAUGAUGUUCGGCAACGAAUGUUUAGGCACACUUCUCUACGAGGCUACAACGGCUGCUAUUGUUAUGGCCGGUCUCUUUAUAUCCUUCUUGAUCGAGUUCAUUGUCUAUCGCGCCAUGCGAUGGCAGGCAAGCAAGAAAUCCGAAACCGACUCUAUAUCCCUCUCCCCUAAAGCUGUGGAGAAGGCUGAGAUGGCCAAUAUUAGCAUCAUGGAGGCCGGUAUCAUCUUCCACUCUCUCCGUAUCGCCCUCGGUACAAGGAUCGCAUCUUUGGGCUACGGUCAAAUGCCUCUCGCUCUAGGCCACAGUCACUCACACUCCCCCGCACCUUCGGUGGAACGAACUGGAAUAUCCACCGUACCUCUCUGGAAGAAGCUCGUCCUAGCCUCUGGCUUCGCUGUCAUCACGCCUAUCGGAAUGGCCAUCGGCAUUGGUGUUUUGAACGUCUUUAACGGCAACGAUCCUUCUACGCUCAUCGCUAUCGGUACGCUGGAUGCUUUCUCCGCGGGUAUCCUCGUUUGGGUCGGCCUGGUGGAGAUGUGGGCGCAGGAUUGGAUGAUGGGUGGUGAACUUAGUGAUGCUGGUCCUUGGACCACCGCUCUGGCUAUGCUUGGUCUGGUCUGCGGUAUGGUCUUGAUGAGUGUGCUUGGAAAGUGGGCUUAG